GAGGCCCGCUGCAAGGUGGCUGCUGUGGCUCUGAUGAGAAGCAAUAUGUGUAUGGAGGCUGGGCCUGGGCUUGGUGGUGCAUUACUGACACCCAAAGGACAUUUUUUCCUGGAACUGCCGGUGCUGCAAGCAAGAGAGACAGGAGCAAUUGUGUUGCUGUCAGCGGCAUCCCGCCAGAGUGUCUUUGGAGGUUUUGACCAUCCUCUGUCGCUGCGAGAAUGUUGAGACGUCGGAGGGGGUCCCACUGUACGUAACAGGGGUUGCACAGGAUUUCCCUAGAGAUAAUGACGUUACAGCCCAGGUGUGAGGACGUAGAGACGGCGGAGGGGGUAGCUAUAACUGUCACAGGUGUGGCACAGGUGAAGAUAAUGACCGAAAAGGAGCUCCUGGCUGUGGCCUGUGAGCAGUUCUUGGGGAAGAACGUGCAGGAUGUGAAGAACGUGGUGCUGCAGACUCUGGAGGGACACCUGCGCUCCAUCCUAGGUACCCUGACAGUGGAGCAGAUUUACCAGGACAGGGACCAGUUUGCCAAGCUGGUGCGGGAGGUAGCAGCUCCUGACGUGGGUCGCAUGGGGAUCGAGAUCCUGAGUUUUACCAUCAAGGAUGUCUAUGAUAAAGUGGAUUACCUGAGCUCCCUGGGGAAGACUCAGAUUGCAGCUGUCCAAAGGGAUGCAGAUAUUGGAGUGGCAGAAGCUGAGCGGGAUGCUGGCAUUCGGGAGGCACAGUGCAAGAAAGAAAUGCUGGAUGUCAAGUUCUUGGCAGAUACAAAAAUAGCAGAUUCCAAACGGUCCUUUGAGUUGCAGAAAGCUGCCUUCACUGAGGAGGUCAACAUUAAGACUGCAGAGGCCCAGCUGGCCUACGAGCUGCAGAGCGCCCGGGAGCAGCAGAAGAUCCGUCAGGAGGAGAUCGAGAUCGAGGUGGUGGAGCGCAAGAAGCAGAUCGAGGUGGAGGAGAAGGAGGUGGUCCGCAUGGAGAAGGAGCUGGUGGCCACCGUGAAGCAGCCAGCCGAGGCCGAAGCCUAUCGCAUCCAGCAGAUCGCUGAGGGCGAGAAGGUGAAGCAAAUCCUCCUUGCUCAGGCAGAGGCAGAAAAGAUCCGCAAGAUCGGAGAGGCCGAGGCUUUUGUGAUCGAGGCCAUUGGGAUGGCGGAGGCUGAGGGGUUGAAGCUGAAAGCAGAAGCACUCCAGAAGUAUGGAGAAGCUGCCCAGCUGUCUCUAGUGCUUGAUGCACUGCCUGAGAUCGCUGCCAAAGUGUCUGCUCCCCUCUCCAAAGUGGAUGAGAUCGUUAUUCUCAAUGGAGAGAAAGGCAGCACCAUGUCUGAUGUGAACCGUCUCCUGGCUGAGAUCCCCACCUCCGUGCGUGCCAUCACCGGUGUGGAUCUCACAAAGCUUCCUCUGUUCCAGAAAGCCACCGAGGCCAAGGAAUGAGGUUGGCCAACCCAAAGCUCGUGAAUAUCACUCCCUGUUAUGCACUCGGACAUCAACUGCCUUCAACACAUGGGAAUUCCUUUUAUAUCAAAGACAAUCCGAGUUUCGUUUGUAACUGGUGCCUUAUUUUGUAGGGCCAGAAAGAUGCAUGUUCUGUCUGCUGCUCUUUUUAUUCCAAGGCUGAGAGAGGAUUUAUUUUCUAAUUAACUUUGUGUUGUCUCAGGCCAAUCCCAUCCCCAGUUAUGACUGGCAACUUGUCUGGUGUUGCAGUCCCUGUGCCUUGCUGUUUUCUGCCCUGGGGUGAACACCUGGGACGUGGAGCAGAGUCUUGGGGAGUUUUAGGAAGAGGACCAGGACCCCCCUCCCCUGGGCUCCUUGCCCUCUCUCAGUGACCCUCCUGGCCCUGUCCCAGCCCUGCCUCUGCCCACAGCUGUCCCUGUGGCUGGCUCUCCCUGUCCCUCAGGACCCCCACAGUGCCAGCAGCCCUGCCCAGGCUGGGUGGGUGGCAGUCACCCCCCCAGGAAGGUGACAAUCCAGCAAUAGCAGUGGGUGCUGCUCUCUCCCGUGCUGGUUCCCCUGGGGGACUUUUCCUCAUAGGAUCUGAAGCAGGGAGAGCUCAGGCCUGGUGCGAUCUCACCGCCAUGAAUACCAAAAAGCAGCACUGUGCCAAAGCCACCCAUCCCCUGAGAGGGCAGUGAAGCCACUGUGGCUGCUGUGACACUUCCCAACCCACAACUGCUCAAGCAGAGUGGUGGUCAGAGGUGGGUGGGGGACCAGCUGGACACUGAGGUGGGGACAGGCUCCUCCAGCCCAGCCUCCCUCCCUUCCCCUGCCUCUUACGGCCAGUGGCUUUGCUGCCUUGUGACAAUGUGAAAGACAUUGUCCCCCGUGUGUGCCAGUCCUCCCCACAGUGCCACCAGCGCCCUGUGCUGGCCCGUGCCCCUUCCCUGCCUGUCUCAACGCCUGUGUUCAGUGUGGCUGGCACAGUUCAGUGUGUGAAGUCAGCCUGGCACUGCUGGGAGCAGGGGCAUCCUGUACCCCCAGCUCAGUGCCCCCACCCCGUGCCAUGGGAUGGCUGCAGGUCCCUCAGGGUGGUGUCCUUCACCAGGAGUGACCCAUGGCGGGUGUGCAGGGCCCCCCUGUGCCCUCCCUGCCACCGGGGGUGGGGAGUGGUGUUAUCAGCCCCCGGCUUGUGCUGGCCCGUGGGCGGAUCUGGCGCUGGCCGGGCCGGGCCCUAUCUGCAUGUGGCCGCCACCCCGCUGCUGCCAGAUAAUAAACCCUUGUCACCUCC
Taeniopygia guttata (zebra finch) is the source of this 2715-nucleotide messenger RNA. NCBI's taxonomy places the organism in Eukaryota, Metazoa, Chordata, Aves, Passeriformes, Estrildidae. The record is from RefSeq and is a predicted model, not a curated record.